CAGUGAGUUACAUCUAGACAACAUGAAGUUUUACAGUACUGCUCUCCUUAUGGCCGCCGCAUCUGCGAUGGUGAUGGCUGCUUCGCCCACCCCUAUGGAGCAUAUGUGCUCUCCCUCCAACAACAACGGCAAGUGCGAGGGUCUGAACAAACAUAUUGACACCAGUCGGCACUGCAACUUGAGCGGCGAUGACAAGUGUUCUACCUCCUACUGUUGCAUGGUUAAACACGACGAUGAUGAUAUUGAUGACGACGUGAUGAUGUGCUCUCCCGAUAACAACCAGGGCAAAUGCGAGAGUCUUGGUAAGAAAAUUGACAAGCACGUGACUUGCUACAGAUAUGGGGAUGGAAAGUGUGCCAGUUCUCACUGCUGCAAGGCCCACCAUGAUGAUGGUGAUGAUAGUGAUCACGAUGAUGAUGAUAAAGAAGACAAGAUGGAGUGUUCCCACGAUACCAACCAAGGCAAAUGUACGAGCCUGGGCAAGGAUGUAGACAAGCACGAGACCUGCUACAGAUACGGUGACAAGAAGUGUGCCAGCUCUCACUGUUGCAAGGAUAAGAAGUAAGACGAGAACUAACCAAGGGGUAUACUAUAUUAUACAUACACAAAUCAGUUGAUAAGGGCAAGGGCUAUAAUAGAAACGGUACCGAUGUAUUGGUGAGUUUAAACUGUUGCUAUUAGAGAAUUCACUGUUGGACAGAUGCUCGUGCAAUCAUUUCAAAUUUGGUCCAUUGUAAAUAAAGUACGCAAAGGUAUGUACUCUUCGAG
Molecule: messenger RNA, 768 nt
Organism: Sphaeroforma arctica JP610
Lineage: Eukaryota; Ichthyosporea; Ichthyophonida
Exons: 1
Coding region: 23-565 (180 amino acids)
Source: RefSeq, a predicted model, not a curated record